AACCAGUGUGACCAUUACCAAUCUACCGUGUCACAGCAGGUCAUCAAUACCGUACGGUCAGUGUGUGAGACUAUAGGUGUAAAGCAGAGUACACAAGAUGUUCAAAACAGUCCCGGCAUCGUGAAAGAAACGAAUCAUGGAUUAUUUUUCGGUGAUCUUUGUGCUGACUGCAAUGAUUUUGUGCUAUUUGAACAUGAUAAAUGCUCAAAGAAGGAAUUCCUUUCAAACAAAAAACUUUCGAAGAAUGCACAGUGAUGGUUUUAAUAGGAACUCUCAACCAUCUACCUCAGAGGGACUUACACAUAAUAAAAGGAGUAUGAUGAUUAGUGAUCGCUCAAACGCUUUUAAUUUUCGUCAGAAUUCAAGACGUGAUUUCGAACAAAAAAUAAUGAAUAAGUUCCGGGACCGUCCAAAUAGGAGGACGAAUAUUUCGAAAUCGUCCUGUGGAUCCAAUACCGUCAUCAGUUAUGAAGAUAUCUCCGUCCUUUAGUAUGCCUGUAUUACCAAAGCCGGAAAUACAAAAAGUACAAAUCAACACGACACCUAGAUAUUCGCCACCUAUGACUACACUAGAACCACAAUUAAAAGUAGAAUCUGCCGUUGUUUCUAAGCCUGAUAAGGUGCCUGUGUGGAUUCGUACACCAAAUGGGAGGUCAUCAAGACAAUGGCAAAGAAACAUGAAUUACAGGAAUUCAAAUGGUAACGGACAAAAUGGAUCUGAUCGCAGAACUGAUGAAUAUAUCUACAUGAUAAAUGGGCACCCCGCAAGACAACAAGAAGAUGCAUCAAGCAACGGGCAUUUUCAGGAUCAGCGCCAAAGUGACACUUUGAAUGGCAACUCAGGUCGUCAAAUGUUUAAACCAAACAACAACAUUGUAAACAGAAAGCAAUCGUCGAUCAAUAAUGUACCUUACAACAGCAAUAAUUUGAACAAAAACAUGCAGUUUGAAAACAGCAACUAUUAUAAGAAAAACACUGUUCAUCCACUGUUUCAACACACUAUAAAUAGCAGAAAGUUUGGAGGAAUAGUAACCAGCGAUGGCAUGAGUAAUCGUAACGGACAAACAUUAAGUGAGCAAGGAGUACUCUCAAACGCUGAUGUCUCAUCUUUAAGCAACGGACAGUGGGGUAAGGGGGCACUGGCUUCGCCUGGUAACAUGAUGACACUCACUCCUAAUGAAAAUGGAAUCGGUAUGAAUCGUUUACAUACCACGACCACUAGCGAAACAUAUGUUAAUUCCUUACCAAGUACGAUGUCAAUUCGACUACCACAAAAUGGACACAUUCUGCCAAGCGUCAUGCCACAAUUGAGUCCAACUCGUAGAAGUGAACCACCGCUCCAAAGUAGUCAUUCGCGUCACCAAACAAUAGUAUCGAGUGUUAUGGAUUAUGCCCCGAUUCCUCAGACACAACAUUUUGUGAAUAACCCACUUGGCAUAAAAAAAAUACCCAUUCCAUCACCACGUCCAGCAGAAAUAUCAGUUCAACCGAUAGAAGGCUUUCAUAUCAACUCAAAACAUGUGAAGCAGAGCAAUCCUCAGCCAACAAACAUGAACGUAGGACUCCCCACACCGGGAUUCAAUCGUUCUCCAAUUCCAAGUUAUUAUAUUAACAACCAAGGAAAUAAUCCAUCAGGAAUUCCAGGAUCUACUCAAAGUACGAAGAUAGAUACUAGCAUUAACGUUUCAAACAAACAAAUGGCCCAUCCAGGACUUCCUAUUGGUAUGAUGGUACCACCUAUAGAAUAUACGGUACCGAAAUCGACUCCAGGACGAAAUUUUGGACCAAUGCCAACCCCAACACAACAAACGGGACCAGGGCCGACCAUAGGACAACAGAUAGAGCUACAACCGCCACCAUUACAACUUACAGGAUCAGAGCCGAUUAAAAGACAACGUUUAGGAACCCAACCACCAUCGAGACAUCACAGCGGACCAAGUCCAUCCAUUGGACCACAAAUAGGGCCACACCCAACAACAGGACAACACAUGGGACCAAGAACAACCAAUGGACAAUAUAUAAGGCAUCAUCCAACACCAGGACAGGGACCCAACCCAAAGCCACCAAAUCUACAUAUGAGACCAAUACCAACUCCAGGACAACGGAUCCUACAACGACCAGACCCAACUCAAAGCAUGCAGUCGAUACAACCACCGGAACAAACAAUGGGGGGCAUGCUGCAAUUAUCAGAAUCAAGGAAAACUCGUAUAGCAUCUUUACCAUCACCAUUAUCACCAACAGGAUUACAAGUAACUCCAAUACAUCCAUCUAUAUUAUUAGCAGGUAAGAUAGGUGGAAAAACAAUGCCGGAAAAACCACGACCGCCACUCCAACAUCAGCUCACAGGACCACUAAUGGGAGUGAUGCCAUCGUCAAAACCUCUGAGAGAGAAGAUAAGUUGGCAAAUGCAGUCACCGUUGCCUACAGGUAGACAACAGAGUAAGGUGUCAUCGACAUUAUUAACAACUAGGAGACAAAGCUUGAGUCCAAUGCGACCAUCUGUAUCACCACAGAGACGUCCAAAUACAGGAACUAAUAUGAGAUCAACGACUCGAAAUUUAGUGGUGUAUAUCAAUCCAAGUCAAGGUCCAAUGCCUCGGGACUGGCUACAGACAAGUGCAACAAGUUUAAUAGUUCCGUCGGUGCAACCAACUAAGAGCAACUCUGGUAUGGUAAAUGGGCAGGUAAUAUCACAUAGUACCGAUGAACCAAUAACAAUAAUUGAAACAAAAAGUAAUGACGUUGUAAAAACGUCAGGAUAUGAUAAUGUAGCAGACGUAUCAAGUGACUAUAUAUCAAUGUCAUGGAGGCGUCCGGAAAAACCUGGAUUAUCGCCCAUAACAGACCAAGUUGGAAAAGGUCAAGUGACAAUGUCAAAAAUACGAUUGGAUGACGAUAAUGGCCAUCAUAGGAAAACAAGUCACAAAAAUGAAACAGAAAAUGGUGAAUAUUCUGGCAAAGGUGUAACGAAAAUUACCAAAGAAAAUAGAAAUGGUGUGACAUCUUCGAUUUCUACAAGUGUAGUAAAAACAUCCCCCUCUCAACCAGCACCUAGAGAGUUUGUGAAAGCGCGAGGUAGAAUAGAUAGUCAUCGCAGGAGGAUAAAUACUCUACAAACAACACCGGUUUCUUUUAAGGAAAAUGCGUCUUCCGCGAAAGGAACAGUUUCUAGCUUAGACAUGUUUUUAAUUCAGGCACCAAAUAAUUUUGGUACAGAAUUGAUACCUAUCGAAAACGAGUCAAUGGCAACAUCGGAAAAAAUAGCAAACAUUCAGGGUAAGAGAACAGAAGAGAACAAUGCACUUGAGCCAGUUAUUACUUCUAAGACAUCCGAGAAACAACCAAUGAGAAUAUUUGACAUUAACGCUUUCAGUAUUAUCAGAUCUCAGUAUUUACCUAAAGAGGAAGUGCAGAGGAAAACAGAUAUAACACCCGCUAAAUCAACAACAACUUCUUCCUCGACCGUCUCAUCUUCAUCUACCUCACAAGAAAAACCUUCGAUAUCUGUGAGUAAGGCAGCGGGUUCUACAAUAGACACGCUGACUUCAAUCGCUUACAACACUGUUGCCAAAACGAAAACGUCAGACAAAGUUCAGGAACCUACAACUACAUCACCGAAAACUACUACUCCUAAACAUACCAUUAUUUUCAAGAAUAGAAACAUCAUACCGCCAGCUUUACAGGAAAUUAUGAAUGCUUUAAAGCGACCAUAUUUUCAAGCAGGAGUCCCAAUUAACUUAAAUCAAAUCUAUGCCGCAGAAACAGCUACAGAAACAUCUCAGACAGUGAAUAGAAAGGAGAUUGUGAUCGAUACGGAAAUAGGAAAUGCUAAAGAUGGACUUCAAAGCAAUUCGGAAAUAAUAAUAACAACUGAAUCAACAACCCAAACAGAAUCAUCAUCAUCAGCAGCAACAACAACAACAACACAACCACCAACGACAACAACGACAACGGCAACAACACAACCACCAUCAACAACAAUAAAAACAACAUCCCAACCACCACCUACGACAACAAUAACUACAGCAACAAUAGCAACGACAACAUUUCCCUUAACAUCAUCAACGAUGAUGCCUACAUCAGCGAAAGCGAUACCGCCGACGCUGCCCGCAAAAACAAUACCAUUUAAAAUAGCAGAAACAACAAGGACACACCCUGAUAUUCAAUGGAAAUCAAAAGAUUUGAAUAGUAUUCCUUCAGCAUCCUACCCUGUGAGUUCAGUUCCUGAGCAAACUACACAGCUGCCGUUCUUUGUAGACAAUAAUGUUAGAAAGGAAUCGAGCAUGAGUUCAUUUAUAUCCUCUAUACAGCCAACAUCUAAAGCACAUCAGAAAAGUACAUUGAGUGAUCAUGUUAAACCCAGUGUAUUUUUUGGUUUGUGGUCUCCAAAACCACAAAAUCAUUCACAUACAGGAGAGACACAAAAUAUUCUACCAACUAGUUCGUCAACUACAGGAGGUCAUACAAGUGACUCUGGAAUUUCUUACUCGACAUCAUCACAUGCAACACCUCUCGUCAUUGCGGACAGUUUACCUAAUUCUGCUGCCCCUUCUCCGACGUUGACAUAUACAGAAAGCAAGGUUACAGAAGACAAGGGUACCGGGUACGAGAUCGUGCCGGUAACAAACCUCAUUAGCGACAACCUGCAAAAGAAUAUCACCAAUUUAAGGAGGCAACUUGGCGACUUCUUCGUUCCGUCUUCAGUAAACCCAUCAACGGAGUUGCCAGCAACUAAUAAAUAUUCUACAAGCAAGACAUCUGACCAAUACCAAAAUGAAGCAAACAUUGCCACGCGUCCUAAGAACGACAGCAGUGGCCAGAAGCCAGUGGUUGCCCAUACACCUUCUAAUUACCCUAAAGAAUCCGUAUCAGUACAAAAGCCUAAGAGUGAGAAUAGACUGAAAACUUUGUUUGGUCCACGGAAGUCACCAUAUCAGGGAAUCGUUAUAGAUUCAUCCUUUACAAUGACCUUUCCCAAGGAUUCUUCGACUCCAGCUCCUCUUCCGCUAGAAAAUAAGGGUUCAUAUGGCGAAUCAAAUGAUUUCAUUAAACAUUCCAACGUCAAAACGCAAUCUUCAUCACAAUUCAAUGUCCAACCACAACUGCAGGAAUUUCCAACAAAUGUUAGCGUCCAGAAACAAAAGAAGGAACCGUCAUCAAAUUCAAACGUCCAAAAACAAACGCAGGACUUUCAAUCGAAUUUCAAGGUCCGCACUUACACACCGCGUUCUCGAUCAAGUUUUAAUGUCCCGCAACCAGCUGAGAUAUCUAAUGCGAAUAAACCGAAGUCUCGUAAUUCUAUAACAACUUUAUUUGAAGUUCCUUACUUGUUCAAUUAUAUGAAAAGCCCAUUUCCAAAUGAAGAUGCUGGUGUAAAACACAGAUUUUUAAAGCCGAAAACUGUACAAGGCGCUAAUAAACCAUUCGAAACAGCAGGGAAUUUACCCGUGCUUACCACUUUAGCUCCUAGUUCACCUAAAAUUGUCAGUGUAGCAAGCGAUAUCAAACCGAUUGUGACAACAAAAACAGAUAACAAAUAUAAUUCAUCAACUGAAAAGGCACAUUCAGAUUCAAGAAGUGACAACCAAUACAAAACUAUCAACAUGUCGACCUCAAACGGCAAACCAAAGCUAGAUGAUUCAAAACCAAGUAAAAGUAAAACCGUGAAGACCAAUGCAGCACGGCGAGGAAUUGCUAUUAAUGCAAACUUCAUGGAACAUUUACCGUUCUUUAUCGGAGCUGUAGACUCCAAAUUGUUCAGGGGAAUGCAGUUCGUGAAAACAGAGAACAAGAGGCCUUCAAGCACUCGAGUAUCUUCUAACCGAAAAAAUCCACGAACUACCACAACGCCCAUAGUAACAACUAGAUCAGCAAGGUCUACAUUAUUACCAACAACAAAAACUUCACAAACUAAGAUUGAAUACGACUUGAAAGUGUUGUGUAUGCAGUUUCUGAGAUGGAAUUCUAACGACCUCAUGUAUAUUCCGCAUCCGGGGGAAUGUUCCAAGAUCAUACAGUGUACACCAGAAGGAAAUGAAAUGCAGGCUGUGGCACGACACUGUCCUCUGGGGCUGUUCUGGGAUCCUAAUGCUCAAAGAUGUAGCGACCCCGCUGACGUUACAUGUUUUGAUGAUCCGUGUCAGAAGGGGUACUUUAAUUACACAAGUCAUGGGGGCUGUGGCACCUUCUACAAAUGUUUCGCCGGCGUCUCAGCCCCCACGUGUUGCCCGAGCGGACAUCGGUUUGUACAGUCAACCAGCGACUCCGGAGACUGUAUCUGGGACACUACUUGUUCGGAAACAUGUGAAACACUACAGUCGUCCAGUCUGAGGAAGACAGGUGGAUGUCCAGCUUUAGAGGUCGAAUCAAGAAAAGACGCAUAUUGGAUACUUCAGCGGGGGUCGUUGAUAUUGAAAACCUGUCCAGAAGGCUCUGUAUACAACCAUUCCGAGUGCAAGUGUAGGAGUAUUAUCAAACCAACCAAACCUACAAGACCUAGGACGACAAAGAAAUCCACGCCAAAAUGCCGACCAGAGUUCAAACUGACUUUCGAUGGAGGAAUCGUACAGGAUGUAUCUAACGGUGGUCUGGCCUUCAGCCAGGUGAACGUGGCGGGUACCGAUAACAACACUGCUGUGUUCAGGGAAAACGGCUACAUCUCUCUGUGGGGAUUCCAGAACAGGUACCUUGGCCGCACGUUCUCAAUACAAAUGAGAGUGCGUGCCGAUAAAGGAAGCUGCAAAUCAGGUAGGCGGAGCAUCGUCAGUAACUGUGGACCUGACGGACCAACCAGCGUAGAAAUUGCAUGUGACAAUGACAAGAUAGCUUUCAAGGCCAAUACUGAUAGCACGAAAAAACCACUGGUUGUAUGGAGAGAUAUUAAGGAUAACGAGUGGACUGACAUCAUAUAUACAUACAAGAACAACAGAUUCAGUGGCAGUGUAAAUGAAAGACGGUUUUCCAAAUCACUUACAGGUAAUCUGGAAUCCAGAAAUAAUCCACUUAUUAUUGGAAAGUGUCCAAAAUCACCCGGAUUCGUUGGAGAAAUAGAUCAGUUGGAAAUCUACACCCACUGUGUGCCAUGACCUGGAGCUAGCAAGGUAUUCCAAUCGUCUCAUCAAGUUACAUCAUUAUUUUUUUCGUCAUUCACUCUGUAUAUUAUUUGUUUGUUUAUUGACAUUAAACAUUUGAUAAAAUCAAAA
Messenger RNA from Pecten maximus, 7202 nucleotides. RefSeq names its product mucin-3A-like. The record is from RefSeq and is a predicted model, not a curated record. Lineage: Eukaryota; Metazoa; Mollusca; Bivalvia; Pectinida; Pectinidae. Bases 468 to 7085 code for a protein of 2205 amino acids. The transcript is spliced from 10 exons. Gene Ontology annotation, molecular function: chitin binding. Gene Ontology annotation, cellular component: extracellular region.